Messenger RNA from Humulus lupulus (European hop), 573 nucleotides. RefSeq names its product 5'-3' exoribonuclease 4-like. Bases 1 to 396 code for a protein of 131 amino acids. The transcript is spliced from 5 exons. The record is from RefSeq and is a predicted model, not a curated record. NCBI's taxonomy places the organism in Eukaryota, Viridiplantae, Streptophyta, Magnoliopsida, Rosales, Cannabaceae.
AUGGAUGUGCUAUUUGUUCAUGUGACUUAUCCUUUAGCAAAAAAGAUAGUUUCUUUCUAUAGAAGUAAUAUUGAUCAUCCGAACUUGAUCAGUACUCAAGUCAAACAAGACAUUGAUCCAGAAUCCAGUGGUGGGAUGAAUGGUUACAUUUUUGUUUCUAAUAGACCAGUGCAGCCUGCGCAAAUAGAUUCACCAAUUAGUGGCAUGGAUAUGAUUGCUGAUAAUAAAGUCUUGUCAGUGUUCUACAAGUGUCUAGCCUUCCAUGUACACAUUCCUAGACCACCAAGUGGAGUUCAUUAUCCAAAUAAGUCUAUCCUCAAGAAGCAUGUUAAACCCACACCAUUUUUUUGGCAUGAGAAGUCUGCUGUUGUUGGACGGUUGCAUUCUUUAAGCUAAACAAAUGGACUCACAACAAAGACAAGUGCACAAAGGAUGAUGAAUUGAAGGAUGGAGCAAGUUUCACGCAUGGUUUACUUUUGUGUAUCUUGUAAUGUUUCUAUUUUUCAUUUUUGAAGUAAAAAUUGUUCAAGAUUAUAAAACUUUAUUAUGUUAUGCUUUCAAACUUAAGUUAGA